GCAUCGCUGAGAUCGUUUCUUAAGCAACCCUUCCCCACAUUUAACCUUCUUCAUUUCAUUACCUAUCAAAUCAACAGUGUUGAUUUUCACGGUUCACGCGAAGGACAUCUUUUACGUACCCAUUCUCAGUUAUUAGGACGCCGCCUGCGCCUAUCAUGGUCACCAUGUCCGCUUCCAACGGCCAAGACGACGACAAGGAUAAGAACCUCUACUUUGGCUUAACAAUCGCACGCAGUGAUGGCAAGGGAUACGAUAACCUCGACCACAAUGCACUAGAUCCCAAGGAGGACCAGGACGUUGCGCAGCUUGAACGUUGGGAAGUCAUCAUCGGUGGUCAUUUGCAGCAUCAACUCGGCCUCCCAAUCGACAAGCAGUACAAGCUCGCCGUUCUACCCAAGGGGUACGAGCUGCGAUGCGCCAUCCGAAAGGACGGUGGUAGAGACUACUACCUAUACGGUCACCCGGCUGGCCGCAAGGCUGUUUAUCGGACUCCCGGUGACUUCGUCUUGCACGCCCUCUUCCUGCUCAGCAACCACGCUGGCUACAGUCAGUGUUCCUGCGAUCUGUGCUGCAAGAUGAUCGAGUCUCAGAAGCUGAGGCAAACCGAUCAACAACACGCACAGAAAAUCCAACAGGUACUGGGGCAAAAGCAAAGGCAGCAGCAAAUAGAGCAGCAGCAAAAACAGCAGGAGCAGCAGCAGAAAGAGCAUGAGCAACAGCAACAGCAACAGCAGCAGCAGCAGCAGCAACAGCAACAGCAACAGCAACAGCAGCAACAACAACAACAACAAAAUCAACAGAUGCAACAGGCGCAACAGGCGCAACAAAUCAUGCAACAAACUCAACAGCAACAACACCAGCAACAGGGACAGCAGCAAGCUCAGGGCAACCCUCAGGCACAGGUAUUUGCGGCCCCAGGGGUUACAAGUCUCACAAAUGUCUUCCGCGCAGGCGAGUUGGUAUGGUACAAGCAUCAGGCUUGGAGGCUCGGCGUGAUCCUAUCGAUUGCUCCCAAGAGGCAAACGCCAGGCCCUGCGCCAGACGCGGCCUUUAACUUCUUGGUGGCACCGUUGGGCCACCGGACGUUGGGACAACAAAGCUUCUAUAUCGACGCCAAGUCCAUGCGCCCGUUCCUUACGUUUAGUGUCCCAGGUGUUGGCGAGAACUUUUCGAGUUUGGCGAACCGGACAUACGACUCGAUCGACUGGCCGACAUUCUCGGUCCAAUAUUGUCAGAGUCUGGGCCUCACGGAUCCCAGUCAGCUAGACAUCGCCAGGCAGACCGUCGGACUCGAAGCGUCAAAGUUGGCGGCCAAGUACAUCAAUGAUUGCUAUUCCACAUUCAACAAACUGAACAAUUCGAACGUCAGUGGCGCCCAAGAUACCCUCUUUCAUGAAGGCGUCUAUCUCGGGGCUGAGAUGAUCCGUGUUGGGGAUCCUGUACGCGUCGUUGGAGGCCAUGUUGGUAACGGCCAGAACAAUGGUGGUACUGAGACGAACGCUGUCAUGCUUGUAUCGGAGAUUGCUACGGAUACCCACGGGAUGAAUAUCCGGUUUAAGGGUAAUCUUUUCCAGACCGUCCGGUCUACUCCGCCCAUGCCACCCAACGUGGUCGCGCCGGAGUCCUUGGGUCCAGUCUUUAUUGAAGAGGUCAUGUCAAGAAACGAGAUCGAAAAGUACAACAAGGCGCGCUGGGGGUGGGCGUUAGUUGAGCGGGACGCGGUGCGGACUGAGGUUGACACUCUAGGCCGGUUCUAUGUGACGCAUCGGUUGAUGAACAUUAUUGACCCGGCGCGGUUCACAGCGUCGGUCCAGAAAGGGGUUGUGGAGGAUGCGCACGCAUACCUGAACAACCGAGCCCAUAGCGGCAACGGUCGAUUCAAUGGAAAAGCGACGCGCGCUGACACGUUGGGGAUGGCUGUGAAUGCGAUGUUCGCCGCACCGGAGGGCAUGGACGAGGAUUUCUAGGAAAGUUGACUUUUCAGCGACGUGGCUAGGAUAUCAGGCUAUCCCACGAUGUAUUAAAUAACGUUGCAUGGGUUUGCAUUUGAAUGUGAAAGAUGCUUGAACAGAGGACAACGAGCGGCGAGGCAUAUCAAGCAUCAAGAAUCAUGCAAAAGAACUACGCGAUCUAGUCAGUACGAAACGAUUCUGAAAUCGGUGGCAGAGGACGAAGGUCUGGAAUGGUUUGCUGGGAGAGUACCUCCUCGUAACUCGAUACAGAUAAUUGUUGUAAUCAGGAAGGGAUUUGGUUAUGAAGAAUGUGUGCAGGAUGUUGCGCCCUGAUUAGCAUGGCUUGGUGUAAUUACACUUUGCUCCUGUUGUUAGUAUGCUGUUAGUAGGAACAAAAACAUUCGAGCC
Neurospora hispaniola is the source of this 2360-nucleotide messenger RNA. Its product is annotated as transcription-silencing protein Clr2-domain-containing protein. Gene Ontology annotation, biological process: silent mating-type cassette heterochromatin formation. Lineage: Eukaryota; Fungi; Ascomycota; Sordariomycetes; Sordariales; Sordariaceae. The record is from RefSeq and is a predicted model, not a curated record. The coding region runs from base 156 to 1967 and encodes 603 amino acids. Gene Ontology annotation, cellular component: SHREC complex; mating-type region heterochromatin; rDNA heterochromatin. The transcript has a single exon.